Molecule: messenger RNA, 1834 nt
Organism: Phragmites australis (common reed)
Lineage: Eukaryota; Viridiplantae; Streptophyta; Magnoliopsida; Poales; Poaceae
Exons: 10
Coding region: 147-1418 (423 amino acids)
Biological process (GO): double-strand break repair
Cellular component (GO): BRISC complex; BRCA1-A complex
Molecular function (GO): metallopeptidase activity; polyubiquitin modification-dependent protein binding
Source: RefSeq, a predicted model, not a curated record
CGAGACAUGACGCAGCACAAGCCACGGCAGCGACGCGGGGCCGUCCCCCAAUAAGGUUCGCGAGCUCAGACAGAAGAGCCCCGCACCGACCACCGCCGCCCCGAAACCCCAGCCGAUCGGCGGCGACCGCGGGGCCGACGGCGGAGAUGUCGCUGACCAAGGUGAAGAUCAGCGAGGAGGUGUGGCUCACCGGCCUCUCCCACGCCCUCACCACCGAGACCGAGGAGGUCAUGGGCCUCCUCCUCGGCGACGUCGAGUCUUCGAGCAGGGGCGGCGCGACCGCCGUGAUAUGGGGGGCGUCGCCGCAGAUGAGGUGCGAGCGGAAGAAGGACCGCGUAGAGGUCAACCCCGAGCUGCUCGCCGCCGCGUCGGCGCAAGCCGAGAAAAUGACGGCCACCAUAGGGAAGACUACGAGAGUGAUCGGUUGGUACCACUCCCACCCACAUAUCACCGUUCUGCCUUCCCAUGUAGAUGUUCGCACCCAAGCAAUGUUUCAGUUGCUGGAUCCAGGCUUCGUGGGGCUGAUAUUUUCUUGUUUCAGCGAAGAUGCUCAAAAGGUUGGGAAAAUCCAAGUGAUUGCCUUUCAGUCGCAGAGUGGACAACAGCGUACUAUCGCUCCAGUCAUUGACCUUGAAUCAUCCUGGAGUUCAUCAGAUAAUGCAUUAGCAUCACAAUCUGCAUUGGUUGAGGGCAUCAAACAGGAUACAGGGGAUUCCAGAGCUUCAAAAAGUAGCAAGGCCCGGGGAAGAUCGCCGGAUAUGGAUUUCUAUUCUCAUCCUGACCCAAAUCAUUCAGCAAAGCAUCAACCCAGAGAAAACACUAUUGUUGCUUACAAUCGGGAUAACACGCAUGAAGCGUCUGUUGAUCCAUAUGAUUCAGAUAUGACCCCAAGCGUCCAGGAGGCUUUGCACCGGUCAAAUAUGGACAUUAGUGGUGCAGAGUAUGUAAGGAAGGGGGUGAAACUUCUUGUGUUCCCUACAAGGAAUCUGCUAAAGCUGGAAACGACAUUGACUUCAUACUGUGAUAUGCAACGGGUCCUUUUUGAAGAGGAACAGUCAGCAUACAGUCAAGCCAUGCAACAAAAUAUCUGUGAUGGGAAAAUUCACCCUCUUACAUCUAUUCACCAUACAUCUACAUACAACUCUUCUCUCUGCAAAUUAAUGGAGUACUGUUUGAGUCCAGCUAUAACUUCCCUUCAGGAUCGUCUGAAGGAAAAUGAACUUCGGCUGUCUACGUUACAAGAGGAGGCUAAACAACUUGAGGCUGAGACCCAAAGCAUGCGAAACGAUUCACCUCUCCCCAUGAUGAAUCAUGGGGCUAGUGGCAGCAGUUCACCCAUGGCUCGGAACAAGCAUCCUUUCUCCAACCAAGGGAACCCUAGAAGCCCCAGCAGUGGCAGGUGGAGGAGGGCCUGUUGAUUUCGAUCUUGCUCGCCCUGUUGCCAUGAUGAAUAUUGCUCAUUGUGGCUUUACCGAAUGCUUUCCGAAACCCCAGAUGCUAUGAUGGACGAAGGCACAGAAUGGCACUGUACAUACCCGUUUCAUUUCAGCACUGUGCUGUUGUGGAAGCUGCCAACAAUUCUCAUUUUGCUUUGUUUUGGGGUUCCUUAUCCUGCUGCCAAAGUGGCGCCAAAUCUUUUCCAUGGUUGGCCUGAGCUUGUAGCCUAUACACUGUAGACUAAGUAUUGGGGUACCUGAACAGCUGUUGCUAAGAUGCGAUAUUUUCUGGGGCAGGCAAAAAUGAAGGUUGUGUUUGCUAUGUAAUUGGAAAAGGAACUUCUGUAGCAAUCUAUUUUUGUUGAAAUGCUCCAGGUCCAGCCUCACCUUGUUGCCAA